Procambarus clarkii (red swamp crayfish) is the source of this 9712-nucleotide messenger RNA. Lineage: Eukaryota; Metazoa; Arthropoda; Malacostraca; Decapoda; Cambaridae. The record is from RefSeq and is a predicted model, not a curated record.
UCGUUCGCUGGCUGGCGACCGAUUCCCUUUGUAUGUAAACAUAUCGCGCGGGAGGGACGCUUUUGAGAACUUCUUCAUGGGAAUUUCAGCCUCUUGCACGUGAAGUUAAUGCUUGUAAUAUGUCGACAUACCAGGUAAGGUCGCUAGAGGAGGCAGAUCAGAUCAUACGGGAGCACGAGAGGAAGACUAAGACCACAUACGCUCUCCUCAGGUCCACCAAGAAUUUCGGCUGUGUUGAUGUCCCAGCCUGUGCAAAUGACGAAAACGAAGUCAGAUUUGAAACGGUGGGAGUUCCUUAUUGUGGCGUGCCGUUUUUUGUGGCGGGACUCAAGAUUCUCCAGUGCCAGUCGUACAGAGGUCGAGGAGGAAGAAAGAAGAAGGAGAUCAAAAUUGAGCUGACUGGGUCUGGAGCAGGUGUGAUCGGUGAGGCAGGUGUCGGGGAUGCUGGGGGGGAUGAUGAGGAUCCCAUGCACAUGAAGCCAAUGAUCAAGAAGAAAAAGAAGGCUGGUCGAACCCAUAAGGUUGGCUGUACUGCCACCAUCAUCAUGAAGGAAGUCAUAUAUUAUCCUGAGUUCCAGCUUUUUGAGCACUCAAAAAACAAUCGCAUUGCUGUCGCACGUCAACUUAAAGAUGCAUUGAAGUCCAAGGCUCCUGUACAGAAAGAUCGAAUAAUCUACGUCACAGUACCUGCAAUGUCUGACCAUUUUGGUCACUCGGUUGGACUGGGCACCACAAAGCAAGGAGCAAAACGUCUAUUUGUGAAGAAUGACUUUUAUGGUCACAAUGAACCAGGCUCCAGCAAGCGAGUAUAUUAUCCCGUUAAGCAAGAGAAAUUAAAUGUCGCACAGUUAACAAAGCGUAUGAAGGUGGAAGAAGAUGACACAGAAGCCAGAGCCAAGGAAGUGCGUGAAAUCUUGCAAGGUAUCAUGGGGCUUACAUACAAGCAACCUGGAACAACCGAAGCAUAUCGUGAACUAUAUAAAGACUUGAUGCAUGCCAAGCUCAAGUAUCAGCAGACGAUGGACACACUACUUGGAGGAACCCACGUUGCACAGAUCCACGUGGUAGAUGGCAUAGUAGGACAAAACGGAGAUAAUCAAGGUGAUGGAAAUGAGAACGCUUGGCCAGUACCAAGAACAGCUGUGGUUGUGACUACUUCUGCAGGACCCACUGCAACUCUGCCACCUGUCUCGUCUGUUACCACUACCACAACCAUUGCUGCCCCUCAGGUUCAACAGAACCCUACAGUAGCUACAACAGCUACAACAGUAGCAGAUGGCAAUAAUCAGGAAACCAGUAUCUUUAUUGAGGCUAUGGAAGCUAUUCUAAACUCACAGAUAUAAAGAAUUUUUUUAUUUGUAUUUUAUAAGCUAAGGGCAAAAUCACUAUAGGCCUUUGUCAUCUAUUACAAAUUUGGUGUUUAUCUGAGAACAUUAUGGAUCAUCAUCAUCAUCAUCAUCAUUAGUAGCAGUCAUCACCACUGGGGCAUCCAUCAUCAUCAGUAGUCAUCAUCACCACCAUUAUACACUGGUACUUGGCCUUGGCCCUGUGCCUAAAUAUCAACAUUACCUUAUCUCCAUCAUUAUCAUUAGCCACAGUAGCUUCUCUGUUUUCAUUUGGUGAGGAGGCAUUAACCCAGAAUCUAUAUGGAAGUGCUGUCAGACCACUGACAGCGCAGCUUGUUCUCUCAAUUUGUCAUUCCAUAAAAUAUUCAAAUGUUUUGCCUAACCAGGAAUGUAUGCCCUUACACAACCCACCUAACCUGUAGACUCCAAGGCCUAGAAAAUGUCAUUAUUACAGUACUGUAAGUUUCACUAUUAUGUCCUAUUUUAAUGUAUAAAUUGUAAUAUGUUAGGUGAGAGGACAGGUUGGAUGGAAACAGAGUGAUGCAUAUAGUAGUUGAGCAUGUCACCAGCUUCGGAAUGUAACAUGCCCGAGAGCACUACUCCUCACUGUUCAUAGGAUCUUUCCCCAUGUUGACACAUCUUAACUGAAAUAUACCUCCACCACAUGAUAAAGGUGAUGAUGAUAUUUAAUCAGUCAUUUAAAAAACUAGGGUAAAGUGUUCCAUUUCCAUUGUUCCAUUAUCUUGUCUUAAUUGUUAGUUAUUCCUUCUCUCAUCUAAAAAAUUUACCCGAAUCAACCUCAUUAUCUUUCUACCUCUCAAAUUCAUUCAUAUACACUGCAUAAAAUGUUAAAUAUACAUUCUUUUCGAAUAACAUUAUUUUCAUAUCAAACUAAUUUUUAUUUUAAACUCCACUUCUUUUCAUAAUCUCGAAGGUCUGGUAAUCAGUCCUUCCUACUCAAUACAUUUCUUUCAGCUUGUCCAUCACUGUUGCUCUUUUUUGUUUUUGGUUUACUCGUCUUCCAACUUGCACAAAUUCCUAAUUUAGCCUAUCACAUUUCAAGUCUCUCAGUUAAUUUGGAGAUGAAUAUUUCUUGUCAUAUCUCAAACAUAUAUUUUACGUCUCUCAAUUGCUAUUAAUUUACUGUUAAACUAUUUUUUACCACAAAUCAAUAUAACUUUCAACUAUCCAAGAGUUGCCUCUUGGAUAGGUAAUAGAUGAAUUGAAUGGACCCGAGUUAGAUUCUCAGGCAGGAUGAGACGUUUGGGUAUGUUUAUAUGCACUUGAUGGCUCUUGUUCACCUAAUAGCAAAUACUUACCCGAGACUUAUGUUUGUAGUUUGUAGUUUGCAUCCUGUGGGAAGGUAACAUAGAUAAGCCCAACAGUCUUUCUGUCUCGGUGUAUAAUCAUUCCAUUCACCUGGGCUCUCGAAACUCGAACUGCGGACCCCACAUGUGUGAGGCCGAAACUCAAUCGACUGAGCUAUUGAGUAGUCUUAAUAAGGAAAUGAACAAAUCCACAUGGGCUGUGACGAGGAUUCGAACCUACGUCCAAGAGCAUCCCAGAUGCUGCCUUAAUCGACUGAGCUACGACAUGGUAAAAGAAUUGCAACAAAAAGUUCUACUGAACUUACUUGAAUCAUGCUAUUGUGAUAUGUGUGUGUUAGUAAGGAAAGUUAUUAUUGGGACCUUGAACUGUGGACCAUGUGUGGUCUGCGGUUCGAGUCUCCUAGAGCCCAGGUAAAUGGAGUGUUUAUUUCCAUGGAAGUAUGGAUGACAUUUUAUAGAGUAAAAUCAUAACUCUCUCAUCUGGUAUUUCUGGUAAGGAUUUCUUUUUCACACUUUAAAAGGUAUAGGAGCAGAAAUAUCCUGCUGGGUUCUUGGGUUUUGGAUCGCCUGAGAGUGGGUGCCCUUAGUUUGUUAUUGGCGCCUCACUUUCUCCUUUGAUUGCCAGUCCGGUCGUGGGAUUGCUACUAGAAUCGGGUUUGGAUUCAAAUUUACAAUGCUUUCACUGUAGUUUUGAAUGGUUACUUUAAACUUUUCUUUAUCAUCUUACUCAUCCUCCUGCCUCAGUCUGUCUUCACCCUAAGGCAUCGCAAUUUUGAUGCCAAUCAACCACACGGUAAAAAAUCCAGUGUUCUAGUACAAUUAAAAGCACUCUAGUAUUAAUGUUCCCUUGGAUUAAUGAGCAUUGGCCUUGAUAAGUUAAGUGGAUUGCCUAGAUUAAAAAACUCACUAGGUUAGAUAAAAACCACUUUGAAUUUGAUGCUGGGGCAAAUUGUUUGAAUGGGCUGCCUGAUCAGCAUAUAUUUAUUAUAAUUUAUCACUGAUCUAUUUUGGCCUCACGUUUGGGCAAUAUCAGUGCCUGAAUACUAAACCACACACCAGAAGAUGAGGAGACGACGACGUUUCGCUCCGUCCUGGCCCAUUAUCAAGUCGAUUGUGCCCAUUUUCAUUUCCUGGGACUAUAUCCCCAAUAUAUGCAUGAAAAUCUUUUUCAUAAUUUCUUUUUCUCACUAAUUCUUUUUGCUACAAAACCUUCAAAAUCUGCUAGAUUGUCUUCAUCAGCAAACAUGCCAGAUGACAACCAACAUUUAUCCAGUGUAUUCUGAAAGGUGAAUAUUACUUAAUUAUUUUGUAAUAGAAUCCUGAUCAUCACCGAGCUGUUUGGCAUUUUUGUUUUGUUUUUCUUUCAAUGUUGGAUCAAGGAAAUCUUAUUAGGAGACAGCUGUUUCUGUUGCUUAUUAGCUCUUACCUGCUAUUCAGAAAUAAAACCACUUUGCUAUCACUUGGCAGGUCAGCUGUUCCCAAGGGUUUUCAUUUGUGGGACAAAAUGCUGAGGAAGCUAGUUCUUGAAAAUAGCUCUAGUCAUCCAUGCACUUUCUGGGCCAUAUAGAUGACAGGUAGGAAAGCAAGUAGACCAUGUAUUUUUACUUACAAAGUUAAUGAUGGGAAUCGGUGCUUUGGGUUUCAUCAUCUUUUUAGUAGAGACAAAUAUAUGAUGCAGAUUCAUCUCAGGAAAUCAGGUAUAUGAGAAUUUAAAGAAACAGUUUUAUAAACAUUUUUGAUAAACUGAACAAAUUUUUGAUAAAGUGAGGAAGGCACCGUCACAUUGAUGCAAAGCUGCGUAUAGAGAUAUUGCUCAAGCUUUUAAUGUAUAUUGUAUAUAUUACCAUCUUAUUUUAAGUAUUUCACAUUGUUUGCAAAUCAAUAAUUUAAAGUCUAAAGCUUCAGGAUGUGUGUGUGUGUGUUUUCCACAUUCUCAUGUGGGUUUAUGAGGUACUGUAAUAGAGGCUGCUAGAGAGCUGGGGGAAUAGAAGAUAAUACAGUGCAUUUGUAAUUUUAGACAUGAUUGGGAAAUUGCUAUGUUGUCAGUCUUAAGAAAAAAAAGGAUCGUAAAUCUAUCUGGGUCUAUCCUGUUUUUUUUAAAGUUAAAUUUCAGUACAGUUCAUAAUUAAAAGGAACUAUAUUCCAUUUUAUAGGGUGUUAAAGAAAUAUCAUGAUGUUCAGUGGUCUGUGUAUCAGUCACCAUUCACCAUUUUUUUCCCUUUUUCAUGAAGUCUUACAAUUUUUGUUUGGCCUGAAAAAGUGUGUGCAGACAUAGAACAUUUUAUUUAUAAAGCCAAUGCAAAUAAAUUGUAAAAACUGUAGUGAAAUAUAUUACUUGGAUAAAUGUAAAAUCUCUUAUACUUCACUUGCAUUAAGCAUAAUAAGAUGCAUCACAAUACUUGUAUGAAUGUUGUUUGCCCUAUAAGUCAUGCAUAUAUGAAGUCUUAUCUGCAAUGUAUAAGUAUAGAAUACUGUAGUAUCUUCCCAUAUGUGCACAUUUGUAAUUUGAAGGGCAACAUUGGAAAUCCAUGACUGUUUCUUCAGUACCAUGGCUUGAUGGUGACAUCUUGAGUAAUAUUUAUGGCUUUGCAUUUGCCAUUGACUUAAAUGGUAUUAUUCUCCAUUACAAAAAUAUUGAAGCCAUAUGAAGGGAUCAAACCAACUUUCCUGAACUCCCUAGACACACACACACACACACACACACACACAGGGAUGCGGGUUCGAUACAAUCAUAAGGCUUCAAUGUUUGAUCAUAGAUAUAUCAUUUUGUGCAAGUUGUGCAUACUUCAUUAUUACCAUAUGUGGCUUAGGACAUUCUUUGGGCAAUUACUAGCAUUUCAGAUUGGGAUUAAGUGCUAAGUACAAUGGAAUAUGACCACCUAAAGAUAUAAUUAUCCUAAAAAAGAAAGAAGACUCAAGCCAUGGUCCUGAGGAUAUAAUGAUUUAAAAGGCCACCUUCAAACUGUGGUCUAGGUGAUAUAUCAUUUAUCAUUAUUGUUGUUACUCCAAUUUUUUUUUUAUAUACUGUAAUCACCAUUUGUUUUACAUUAAAUAUAUUCUGGAUCCUCACAUGUGAGAGAAAGGUGACACACCGAGAAAUAAUCAGUGGCAAGGAAACGUUUUUCGCUUAUGUGGUAAUCAAAUAUGUUGUUAGUACUGUGGUAGCUAGCAUGCAAGUGGUUGGUAGGCAAUACAAAUUAAUUCUUAAAAAAAAAAGGUUGCCAGUCCUAGGUCACAAGCAUUUUUUUCCUCUUAUUGGUAUAAAAUCAAUUUUUAAAUAAAUUUUAGAACAAUAGACAGUAUUAACUUGAGAGGUUUAGCCAUCAUUUGAUACUACAAUUAAAUCAGUGGAUAUAUAUCUUUAAUAUACAAAAUAUAUUGGAGGCUGAAUUUUUGGCCCAAUCCAAGAGAUUAUUGGACAGGGUGUUAAAGCUUUAUUAUAAAGGGGAUCAAGUGUCACUAUAAACAUGUUUAUUAUAUUUAUAUUAUACACACCAUCCUCAAUUCCUCUGUAAUAUCUUAAAAUGUGUAACAGUGUUCAUCAACAUUACAACCUAAUGUUAUGGUCACCUGGGAUAAAGGGUCAGAGGUUUUCUGGAUUAUAAACAGUGUCAGGUAAGAGUUACCUGAAACUAUAUACAUACUAUAAAUACAGGGUAUUUAUGGUAACUAAAAUCCUUGUAAAGAUAGCCUGCUUAAAGCUCAGGAACAUUAUACUUCUCAUAAAUCACUGAAGUCAAUUAAUGUAAUGACUGGGAACUGUUCCUCUUCUGUGCUUAAGGUUCCUUCAUCUCAACAUAUCAGGUCCUGCCUUAAUUUCUCAUCAUCAGCUUUAUGACUGCUCAUAAUUUAAAUCAUUUUAAAUUAUGACAUUUAAAAAUUGACAGUUUUCUCUUCACUGACACUGUCAGCAUGGUUGAACCAAUCAAUUCUUUUUUAUAUAUCUUGCAUAUAUGCACAUACCGAUGUAAUUUAUUUUUAAUCCUAAAUUAUUUUUAGUUUUUAUGCUACAUUUUAAGCGAUUGUGUUUUGUCUGGCCACAAGUGGGCGAUUACAUGCACUGUCAACUUGACCCUGCACCAACAUGUAUUAAUACAUAGUAUCAGAAAAGAGAAGGCAUCACUGUUCAAAUACUCAUUGCAUUUUUUAAUUAGCAAAUUUCUGGAAAUAAUAAAGUUCAAAGAAAAAUACAUGUAAUGUUUGAAUUUGAAUAUUUUGUUUCUGAAGAUGAUGAUAAUCAACAACAGCAACGAAGACCUGCUUGUAAGUUAUUGUUAAGCACUGAUACACUGCAUUAAUUAUAUGUUGGACCAUCACAGUUAUAGACUGCAUUGUAAUUAAGUGUACUUCUAGAUUAAGACCAUUUAGGGAAUAUAAAUACAGUGUUUAGCUAUGCAUUAAAAUGAUGGAUAAGUAAUGUGAAGGCAACUUGUGGGUCAUGGAUUGUUGCAGUGCUGUGUUAGGACGGUCACCCAGUAAACUCACUGGAGUAGACUGAUGGGUUUACUGGGCUCUGAAUAGGCACUGGCACUGCUGCUGUAUAGUAACAAAAGCUAUAGUGGAUAUAUAAAUAUAUAUAAAUUAUAUUAUUAUGAAAGGUAUAAUUUUUGGUGUGAAAAAGUUUUCUUUAGGCAUUUACUAUACCAAAAUAAUAAACUGCAAUUUGUGUGUUUAGCAUAUAAUUAUAUUUCUUCAUUGAAUUAUUAUUUUAUUGGAUUUUGGGGUAUAGACAGGCAGGCAAUGAGGGAUUUUCCACAUUGAAUUUUUCUCAUCUUAUUUGGCUGGGUUAUAAAAUAUAUAUUUUUUCAGUAUUCAGUCUCAAACAAUAAUGUUAAAAAAAAAAUGAGAUUUUCUAGUUAAAAUAUGCCUACGAAGAACAGAAUUAAGCAAAUGAUGAAUUUGUAAAUAUUCAGUAUUUUUGCUAUUGCUAGAGAAGGGGAGUCAAUUUCCUCUGAAGGCCAAAUGCAAGGUGAAGGGAGGCACUGGAAAUUUUGACAUACCGGUGUGAGCUCCCAAGUAAAUCUUGGGAGCAGAGAUUUGUGUGAAUUUGAGAACCAAGGCACUGGAAAUUUUGACAUACCGGUGUGAGCUCCCAAGUAAGUCUUGGGAGCAGAGAUUUGUGUGAAUUUGAGUCAAUGUGUUUUCGAAGCGUGCAUUUCUAUGUAACGAAGAGCCAAAUCGAGUGUUUAUAGUAAUGCAUAUUGCAUUUAAAUGUUAAAAUGUGAUGUUGCCCAUAUUAUUCCUAGCAUUUUAUCAACCUUUAGUGUUUUUUUAAGCAUGACCACUGAGCAGUGUCCCUAAUUAAAAGUAGAACGAUCUGUAAAAAAAAUUACACAUUUUGAAGUGUUUAUGAAAGUACAGUUAGGGGUUGAACAGUUGUAAUUUUAUUUUGAAAGUUUAUUACAAUAACAUGUAAUUUUUUCUUCCUACAUUGGUUACUGUACUUACUAAUUGGCUAAUUACUCACUUACCAUUGGCUAAUAGCCAGUUUUCUUAUUAAUAACACAAAAUAUUAGCUAUUUGUAAAUCUAGGUAACCCUAUUUUCAAUAAAGUUUCAUUUUCUUGGGUAAGUAGUAAUACUGUAGUCCAUUUUUUUAAUUUAAAUGUACUGUAUUGAAGUACAGUACUGUAAGACAAAAUUGAGUUUGUAAGAUAUAUAAAAUGUCCUUAUUAACUAAGCUCCACUACUCCAAAUGGAUCCACGACUGUUGUCAGGGGUUGAUCAGUCGUGGAGCUUAGAUACUAAGCACCAGGACUGAUCAAUCCUUAUAGACGAUCAUUGGUGCGGUGGUUACGGUACUGUGUAUGUUUAGGGGUGGUCCUGGAUGGCAUGGGUUCGAAUAAUGGCCGGGUCAAAUAGAAUUCUUAAUGAUAUAUAUAGAUAGAUACACACACACAUUCACUCACUCCCUUGGUACUUUAGGGGAGGAAGCAGUUCUUCCUCCUCUUCCCCAAGGUUGAACUACUGACCUGGAUGCAACCUCAAAACAUUGUCCUAACUCCCAGGUACCUAUCUACUUCUAGGAACAGAUUCAUUAGGUGAAAGGAAACAUGCUCAACUAUUUGUCCUAUCUGGAAUUCAAAUCCGGGAUUCCUGAUUGUGAGUAGAGAAUGAACCUAACUACUACUGAAACCCAAUAUAACUCAUCAUUCAUUCGCAGACGAUGAGUCACAAUAAUGUGGCUGAAGAAAUGAUCUAACCCCAACUCAGAAGAUGGAGGAGAUAACAUUUCGAUCCAUGAUGGAGCAGUGUCAAGUCGAUCAUAUGACUUGGUAAUGGUUCAGGAUGGACCAAAACGUCAUCGCUUCUCCAUCUUCUGAUCUGUGGUUUGGUCAUCCUCCCUUCAUUCAUUCAAAAAGUGAUACGUCACGUACUCUUCAGAAUACAGAUGUAAGCGCUUUGAGGUUAAGCAUUUAGUCACAUUACUCCAUCGCAGACAGUAUUUCAACACACUGUUGCCAUUCCUCCUUUCACCUGCAGCCAAUAGCUUAAGAAAUUAUAUUUUAUUUGUAGUCGUACAAACACAAUCUGUUAUUUUACGAUGCAUUAAUGUUUAUGGAAGUGAAAUACCCCUCUUGAAAUUUGCUUGGCUUGUGUUUUAAAUGUUAUGCAAUAUUUAAUCUAUAUUUACAUAAUUUUUCCUCCAUGAUGCAAUGCCAUACAAGUAAGGUUACAGAACCCAGCUUGGCCAUAUAGUAUUGUAUAUACAACUCAUUUUAUAUAUAUAUUUUUUAAUUGGUAGAUAUAUAUCUAUGUAUAUUCAGAAUCAUUGUGUAAAAAGAGUACUUGCUCUCCAUUUGGAGGGAAAAUACCAAAAUAUUAUGGGUUUAGUCAGUUUCUAUACAAAAGAAGUUUAAGGCUUUUCACUAUAUUUUGGUGGGCAGUGGUUAUGGAAGAGACACUAAUCGUCUUGACAAAUUAAGUAUUCUGUGAACCCAUGCAUAAUUAGAAUAGAGAAGAUUGAAUGAUUUAAAUUUAUUAUAUAUUUUAUGUUCUUAAAAGUUGUGAGAACAAAAAAUAUAAGCCUGACAGUAUA